UGCAAACCCCACUAGCCAGUGUCAGCCUCUCGGCGGGAGGAGGAGGCGGCGGAGGAGGAGCAGGGGGAGGGCUGUCAAAUUCGGGAGCCAGAUUUUUUUUCCCUUCCCCUGGCAAUCCCUUCCGCUUCCCCGGCUCCUGGCGUGACAUCUGCGGACCGGGGACCUGUAUGUGUGUGCGCGCGAAGGAGCGGAAGAAUGGCAGUGCUCAAACUCACCGACCAGCCACCACUGGUCCAAGCAAUCUUCAGCGGUGAUCCAGAGGAGAUACGGAUGCUCAUCCACAAAACAGAAGAUGUGAAUGCUCUGGAUUCUGAGAAGCGAACCCCACUUCAUGUGGCUGCAUUUCUGGGAGAUGCAGAGAUCAUCGAACUCUUGAUUCUGUCAGGAGCUCGUGUAAAUGCCAAGGACAACAUGUGGCUGACCCCACUGCACCGGGCUGUUGCCUCCAGAAGUGAAGAAGCAGUGCAAGUAUUGAUUAAGCACUCGGCCGAUGUCAACGCGAGGGACAAGAACUGGCAGACCCCCCUCCACGUGGCGGCUGCCAAUAAGGCCGUAAAGUGUGCAGAAGUGAUCAUCCCCCUGCUGAGCAGUGUCAACGUCUCUGACCGAGGGGGGCGCACAGCCUUGCACCACGCUGCUCUGAAUGGCCACGUGGAGAUGGUCAAUUUACUCUUGGCCAAAGGAGCAAACAUCAACGCAUUUGACAAGAAGGACCGGCGUGCUCUGCACUGGGCGGCCUAUAUGGGCCACCUGGACGUUGUGGCGCUGCUCAUCAACCACGGCGCAGAAGUGACGUGUAAGGAUAAGAAGGGUUAUACCCCUCUGCAUGCUGCAGCCUCCAAUGGACAGAUCAGUGUUGUCAAACACCUCCUGAAUCUGGGGGUGGAGAUCGACGAAAUCAACAUCUAUGGAAACACGGCCCUUCACCUGGCCUGCUACAACGGGCAGGAUGCUGUAGUUAAUGAGCUGACUGACUACGGUGCUAACGUGAACCAGCCCAACAACAGCGGGUUCACCCCUUUGCAUUUUGCUGCUGCCUCCACACAUGGUGCUUUGUGUCUUGAACUAUUAGUAAACAACGGGGCAGAUGUUAACAUCCAGAGUAAAGAUGGCAAAAGUCCACUGCACAUGACAGCUGUCCAUGGAAGGUUCACACGGUCACAAACCCUCAUUCAGAAUGGCGGUGAAAUUGACUGUGUGGAUAAGGAUGGCAACACUCCUCUCCAUGUGGCUGCAAGAUAUGGUCAUGAGCUUUUGAUUAACACCUUAAUAACCAGCGGAGCUGACACAGCCAAGUGUGGAAUCCAUAGCAUGUUCCCCCUACAUUUAGCUGCCCUAAAUGCUCACUCUGACUGCUGCAGAAAACUCUUAUCGUCGGGCUUUGAAAUAGACACCCCAGAUAAAUUUGGAAGAACGUGCCUUCAUGCUGCUGCUGCAGGAGGUAAUGUGGAAUGUAUAAAACUCUUGCAGAGCAGCGGAGCAGAUUUCCACAAAAAGGACAAGUGUGGGAGGACGCCUUUGCACUAUGCAGCUGCAAAUUGUCAUUUCCACUGUAUUGAGACAUUAGUGACCACAGGGGCCAACGUUAAUGAAACAGAUGACUGGGGACGCACAGCUUUGCACUAUGCUGCUGCAUCAGACAUGGAUAGAAAUAAGACUAUCUUAGGAAAUGCCCAUGAAAAUUCAGAAGAACUUGAAAGAGCCAGAGAGCUGAAGGAAAAGGAAGCUGCAUUAUGUCUAGAGUUUCUGCUUCAAAAUGAUGCAAAUCCAUGCAUCCGGGACAAGGAAGGCUACAACAGCGUACAUUAUGCUGCUGCCUAUGGCCACAGACAAUGUCUGGAAUUGCUUUUAGAAAGAACCAACAAUGGUUUUGAAGACUCAGACUCCGGUGCUACCAAGAGUCCCCUCCACUUAGCUGCCUACAAUGGGCACCAUCAGGCCUUGGAAGUCCUUCUGCAGUCGCUGGUGGACCUGGACAUCAGGGAUGAGAAAGGCCGCACUGCUCUGGACCUGGCUGCCUUUAAGGGACACACAGAAUGUGUGGAAGCACUUAUCAAUCAGGGCGCAUCCAUCUUUGUGAAAGACAAUGUCACCAAAAGAACCCCACUUCAUGCCUCCGUAAUUAAUGGUCACACACUGUGUUUGCGGCUAUUACUAGAAAUUGCAGACAACCCAGAAGCAAUUGAUGUGAAAGAUGCCAAAGGACAAACCCCGCUGAUGCUUGCAGUAGCGUACGGACACAUUGAUGCUGUUUCACUGUUACUUGAAAAGGAAGCCAAUGUAGAUGCUGUUGACCUCAUGGGCUGCACAGCUUUACACAGAGGGAUUAUGACAGGCCAUGAGGAAUGUGUGCAAAUGCUGCUGGAGCAAGAAGUGUCGAUUCUCUGUAAAGAUUCCAGAGGGAGGACCCCCCUGCACUAUGCGGCUGCUCGCGGCCACGCCACAUGGCUGAGCGAGCUGCUCCAGAUGGCACUUUCCGAGGAGGAUUGUUCUUUCAAAGAUAACCAAGGCUACACACCACUGCACUGGGCUUGUUACAAUGGUAAUGAAAACUGUAUAGAGGUACUUUUGGAGCAAAAAUGUUUUCGCAAAUUUAUCGGUAAUCCCUUUACUCCACUGCACUGUGCAAUAAUAAAUGAUCAUGAGAAUUGUGCAUCAUUGCUACUUGGGGCCAUAGAUUCCAGUAUUGUCAAUUGCAGAGAUGACAAAGGCAGGACACCCCUUCACGCGGCAGCAUUUGCUGAUCACGUGGAGUGCUUGCAGCUUCUUCUGAGACACAGUGCUGAAGUGAACGCAGCAGACAAUUCAGGGAAAACAGCGCUGAUGAUGGCUGCUGAGAACGGGCAGGAGGGUGCCGUGGAUGUUUUGGUGAACAGUGCCCAGGCUGAUCUGACUGUAAAGGAUAAAGACUUGAACACACCCUUACAUUUGGCUAGUAGCAAAGGUCAUGAAAAAUGUGCCUUGUUAAUACUUGACAAGAUACAAGACGAGAGCCUUAUUAAUGCAAAAAAUAAUGCCCUGCAGACACCCCUCCAUGUUGCUGCACGAAAUGGCUUGAAGGUGGUCGUUGAGGAGUUGUUGGCCAAAGGGGCCUGUGUACUCGCCGUGGAUGAAAAUGCUUCUAGGUCAAAUGGACCCCGUUCUGCACCUGGAAUAGCUGUACAAAAAGAAGAAUGAGACUCUUUAAACAUUAUGCACAUACAUACGCACACACGUGUGUGUGUGUGUGUAUAUAUAUAUAUAUGUCUGUAGUUCAUCAACCAGCUAUACACGAGGACCAAAAUGCUUCAGUCUAGAAUGGAAGAAUUUAAAUUGCUUUCCUUCAAAAUGGAAGUGAGAACUGAAGUAGCUUUUCUAUGGAGUUAAAAUGUAAUCUUUUUGUGCAACAGUCUUUGUUGUGUUUUAUAUUUCUUAUGACACAGAUUUCUAGUUGAUGGCAUAACAUUUGUAACAUGACGUGUUGACCAAGACUUAUUUUGUUGCCAAACUAGAGAAAAUGUUCAUAUACUUUUGAUGUAAAUGUGUUUGUAUUUAUUUGAAAUGAAACAAAGGCCGAGGAAACAUCCAUUGUUUGUUCUCUGUUUUAAGUGCUGUGUGUCUUACUUGGAAUAACACAAAAGCAGAAAAGCACGCAGGCCCCUCACCGGGCUAGCUGGCCGUCCUGGGGCCAAGCCCAGCAUUUCCACUGCUAAGGUUUCCAGCUGACCCUCAGGUUCUUCCACGUCGCUUGGAGAGGGGUACAACAUCCCUUACUCAGCCCCGGUCUGUAGCCAGCCUGGAGAGCUUAGGGGACACUGCUGUCCUUAUGCUGUUCUGCAAGAUGAGAACUGAGGUAUGUGGUGGGUCAUAUGCACAAAGGUGGCCCAAAGAAAUUUACAGAAAUUACAGAAAUUACUCUGAACGCACUGAAAACCUCAUGGUCCCAGUAACCGAGUGGGAAAUCAUGUCAGUGUGUGAGCACAUGUACCAGGAAAGGAAAUAGAAAUCACCAGCUCAAGUGCUGUUUUCCACUUGAGGAAGAAACAGGAGAGAAACAUGUUGUCAGGACUCCGGCAUUUUAUAAUCAGCUACAUUUUCGACCCUGGAAAUUUCUAUUUUACAGUGUAUGUGAGAUAUUUUUAAAACAGUAUUCUAUCAUAUCUGGAUCAAAUACACAUGCUGUAUUAUAUUUUUCAUCUAACUGUAAAAGACUUUAAUCUUACUCUUUUAAUAGCCUGAUUUAAUUAAAAACUCACGUUGGGUUCUUCACAAAUGAGAACUUGUUCAAAGGAAUUACAGAAUUGGUAAUAAUUUCACCGGAAAUUUUCGACACUUUUUUAAAUUCUUGGUGUUGUGUUCCCCUUCCUUCCUCUGUCCUUUUUGUUUAUUUGGAGAAGAUGAAUUUUUUAAAAGUAGAUAAAUUGCUAAUGAGCAAUAACGACCUUAUCUUUACCAAAACACUGAAAAGCAAGGGAGAUCCAAUGCUAAAAAAGCACGAUAUACUGUGGUGUCUUUUUCUAGAAGUGAAUGGAAAUCUUGCUCCAUUGGCGUGUAAAGCAGGAAAUGAAAUGCCCGCUUGUAAUGGUGAAGCAGCGUUCACAUUUUUCCUGUAGAGUAGCACAGAGAACAAGGAAGGUGACAGCAAAGCAGUGCCGGCCAUGGGACAUUUCUCUCCACGUAGCUGCAUUUUGACUUUCCCCCACUGUCUACCUGAUGGAAAGAAGGAGGACAAAGGAACAAAAUGAAAUCACACUCGCUGUGAAUUGUUCAUGGAAUCAAAUCUCUCUCCCACCCUCUCGCUGUUUCUCCAUUCCCCAAGACCAAAUUUUUUUCUUUAGGAAAUGACUUCAAAAACUAUGAGUUCUGUGUGUUUUAAGUACAUCUCUUAGAAAUAGAACUAGAUUUGCAAUGUAGCUUUCUAAGCAAAAAAACAAACAACAAACAAAAAAUAUUGUGCUUUUAACUGAGUCUUGAUUGUUUAGUGCUUUUACCUAACUGUGUUAUUUUUAGACUGUAUUUUAACCAUAGCCACAGGGAUCAUGUUUCAUCACACUUACCUAUUCGCCGUGUCUGCCUAUCCUUGGUAAAUACAUUACUAUCUCCAAAUUGCCUAAAAUCUGCUCUGAUUCUACAGUAAAAAGCUCAGGGGAUUUCUAUUUAUCACUACUACAAGGGCACCAUAGUAUGUUUUGGUACUUUAGGCAGUAAACAGCUGCUUGAUUUUUUUUUUUAUUUUAUUAUGAAAUUAGAGAAAGAACAUCAAAUGGAUUUGCUGCACUAUUCUUUGUACUGUUGAGCAACCUGGUUUGCUUAUCUGUUGCGUUGGUUGAAGAACUCAUCCCUUUUUUUGUCUUGUAAUAUGAAGUUAGAGUGCCUUUUUAUAUUUGUAUAUUCUGAAGAUGUUCUGUGAAAUGUUUUGUAUUUUUUUCAUUUGAGUGUUAUCAGAGCAAUAUAAUACCAGUGAGUUUUCAUUUCAGCCUUUCUUUGAAUGUAUAAAGUGUCUUUUUUUCCUAUUUCCCCUUUACCUGCUUUGAAAUGAAAAUGAAAAUGCUGAAGUUUUCUAUAGGAAUUAUGUUUAAUUUUGCAGUGCUAAAAUGCUUUCUUCUUACAAAACUGUAAACCAUAGCUCAGUGUUAUAGGGGAAAAGCGUUUUAAGAUAGUGACAAUCUGAGUGUGUGUAAAAAUGUAAUUCUAUGCGUUUCUUAUGCAGUGAUCUAAAAAUUCAAUGCAAAUACCUUUUGUUUGGUAGUUUUGUCUACAUAUUUUAUGCUUUAGCAUGUGCAAUAUAUCUUUGCAAAGCACGAUGAUACAAAUCUGGUGCCAGUGUUAUAUUUUGCAUAACAUAUUUGUAACAGCUAAAAUACUGUUUGAUGCUUUCAGUGGGAUUUUGUCUGUAAUGUUUUCUUAUGUAAAUUGGAGUUGAAUGACUCUGGUAAAUGUCAUGACUGUAAAAAUGAGAAAAAUGACUUUCAGUUCAGUGAAUGACUUUGAACCAAUCUGAAUCUUUUCAAGCACAGUUUAAUACUUUUUCAACUACUGAAUGCUAAUAAUGUAAUGAAGUACUUAACUGUAAUAUACUAUGGAAAUGCAUUCAGAUGGUUAUUUUUACAAAUAAAAACGGUACAAAUAUUGUUGCAA
Messenger RNA from Odobenus rosmarus divergens (Pacific walrus), 6117 nucleotides. RefSeq names its product ankyrin repeat domain 44 (gene ANKRD44). The transcript is spliced from 28 exons. The coding region runs from base 196 to 3177 and encodes 993 amino acids. The record is from RefSeq and is a predicted model, not a curated record. Gene Ontology annotation, molecular function: protein binding. Lineage: Eukaryota; Metazoa; Chordata; Mammalia; Carnivora; Odobenidae.